Panonychus citri (citrus red mite) is the source of this 3048-nucleotide messenger RNA. Its product is annotated as cell adhesion molecule DSCAM-like. NCBI's taxonomy places the organism in Eukaryota, Metazoa, Arthropoda, Arachnida, Trombidiformes, Tetranychidae. Gene Ontology annotation, molecular function: protein binding. The record is from RefSeq and is a predicted model, not a curated record.
AAACCCGUGAUUGGAGAAUUCAAUCAAAUGGAGAUCCAUCUAUUUUGAUUAUCGAUUCAAUUCAAUCAAGUCAUUCCGGCAAUUACACUUGUAAAAUGUCAAAUAGGUUUGGCCAAGACUCUUACACAUCUGAGAUUCUUGUACAAGGAUCACCUAAUUGGAUUUCAAAGCCUGUCGAUGUUAAAUCAACUUUGGGAGAUUCAUUAACUAUCCAAUGCUCAGCAUCAGGUUAUCCUAAACCGAUUAUCCAAUGGAAAAAAUUUCAAGGUUCAUGGAUUAAUUUAUCUUCCAAUGGAACUACAAAUGAAAAUGUCCAACAAUCAAGUGAAAAAUUGAUUCUAUCAAAUGCUUCUCGUGAUACUGGUGGUAGAUAUGGAUGUUCAGUAGCGAACGGAAUCAGACCCGAUCUUUGAUCAGAAUUUGACAUCAAAAUCGAGGAAAUGUUUUGAUAUUUCAUAUGUUUAUCAUUGAGAAUUUAGCUGAUUGACCAUGAAGAUCGUUCAGUUGGUAAUUUUGUUCAUCAUUAGUGAUCGUAUUAUUGGUCAAGAAAUUCCAAAAGUGAAUCCAUUCAGUCCAUUUAUCAAACCAGUGAUCGGAGGAAAAACAUCAUUCACUUGUCAAAGUCUCUUUGGAUCUGCACCUCUUUCAAUUACAUGGGUUAAAGAUGGACAAGAGAUUUCUGAUUCAUCGGAAAUACGAAUUCGAAACAUUGAAGAUUCAUCAAUGUUAAUUAUCGAUUCAAUUAAAUCAAGUCAUUCGGGAAACUAUUCAUGUCGAAUCUCAAAUAGAUAUGGUUCUGAUUCAUACUCUUCAGAGUUACUUGUUGAAGGACCACCAAGUUGGAUUGAGAAACCUCAUGAUGUGAAGAUUCAUAUUGGGGAAACAAUUGAAAUUAAAUGUUCAACUGCAGGUUAUCCUAAACCAAGAAUAAAUUGGAAAAAAUUGAAAGAUUCCAAUUGGAUUGACAUCGAUUUAAUUGCCGAAAGAAACAUUGAAAGAAUUGCUGAUCAAUUGAUUGUGAAAAACUCUUCUCAUCAGAAUAACGGUAGAUAUGGUUGUUCAGUUACCAAUGGAGUCGAACCUAAUCUUUGGUCUGAGUUCGAGAUCAAAAUCGAGGUUUUCCCGGCUAAAUUCAAGGAGAAAAAAUCAUAUGUUUCAGCUAAACGAGACACUUCCCUCGAACUUGAAUGUUCAGCUGAAGGAGAUAAGCCUAUUACUAUUCGAUGGUCUAAAGAUUCAGUUAUACUGAACAAGGUUGAUUAUCAACGUCACACAAUUUUGGACACUCCAACAACCGAAGGGCUCAAAAGUACUUUAACCAUUAGAUCAGCUGAUCUGGUUGAUGAUGGAUCGUAUUUGUGUUUAGCUGAAAAUGAAUUUGGUAAAGAUGAGAGAAACAUUCGAGUUACUAUUAUUGAAGCUCCACCUGCACCUCAGAACUUGAUGAUUCGCCAAGCUUGGUCUCGAAGUGUAAGCCUUAACUGGGCAGCCCCGUCGUCCAAUGCUUCACCCAUUUUAGGGUAUAUUGUCCGUUACUGGAAAAUCACUGGCCCGGGAGGCAAUGAAAGGCUCAGAGAAAUCAAUGUUACCUCAUCGAUGAACAAUGUUCUCAUCAAUGGUUUAGAACCUGGUUCUUUCUAUGAAGCGGAAAUUAUCGCUCUCAAUGAGGUCGGAAUCGGUCAACCCUCUCGAACCAUUAAAUUUGAAACAGGGGAAGAGGAACCAACCGGAGCUCCAGUUGAUUUGCAAGCUAUUGCUCGUGGACCAACUACUAUUCGAGUCUCAUGGAAACCACCGUCUCGAGAUAAAUGGAACGGCAAAAUUUUGGGCUAUUAUGUUGGCUAUCGACGAGCGGGUGACUUCAAGACACCGCACUCUCUGAAAACGAUUGAUGCUGCUUCUCACAACCACACUUAUGAAUAUUUGCUAACCUCAUGUCAAGGAACUACUUAUGCGAUCACAGUCAAAGCUUAUAAUUCAGCUGGAAGUGGACCUGAGUAUCAGGAAAUCUUGGCUGAAACCCUUUUGGGCAAUGUUCCGCCCUCACCUCGAUUUAAAGUCCUAUCGACAACACCAGACAGUCUUAGUUUGAAAUACAAUGUUGCUCCUGGAACGGCUUCUGUUCAAUUGAUUCAAUUACAUUUCAAAGAAUUUGAUGAACCCGACUGGAAGGAAUUAGCAUUAACCUAUGAUGGUAAAGAGGUCAAUGAAUACACUUUGACCUCACUUAAUCCAUCGACAAUUUAUAAGCUCUACAUUACUGCUUCAAAUGAACAUGGCAUCAGUGAUCCGAGUCAAAUAAUAACCUCUAAAACUGGUCGAUCUCUUAAUGAUUUAACAUUCUCAGGUUCAUCUUAUGAUUCGACCUCACUUUUAGGAGGUGCUGGUCCAGUUCAUGGGUCAAUGUCAUCAUCUUUUGGUGCUAUGGUUUAUUUUCCCGCUAUCACCAUCAGUGUUGCCUCGAUCAUUAUUGUUAUUGUUAUUGCUUUUGUCUUUGUGAAAAAGGCUCGACUUGAAGCCGUGGCCAAGACAAACUUUGAAUUUUGUCAAGCAUCUCAAGCAGGAACUUUGGCUUACAAUCGAUCCACUGGAACCACUUUUGGAACAGUUCAGCGAUUCGUCGAUCAUGAUAAGACAAUGUCUCUAGUUGCCGCUGGACCUUUCGAAGAUUCUUUCAAUGGUCAACUUCCGACUGCUUACUCGAAAAUACCAGUUGGUACAGAAAAACGUAAUUCUACUCUCGGAGAUGCUCGACACUUCUACGAUUAUCCUCAAUAGAUCGAAAAUUUAUCUUGCUCAUCAAUUCGAUUUCGUAUCCUUGUCAAUUAUCAAUUUACUCUCCAUUUCUAGGCUAGAAAUUUCUUAUUAAUUAACUAAGCACUUUUGCCAUUUUAAUCAACCUGAAGUAAUCAAGUCUCACUCUAUUCAUGUCAGUAUUUAUAUCAUUUUAUUAUGUUGAUAAUUUUGAACAUCGAUAUGACUUUUUGAUUGUCAAUGAUGUUUGUUUUCUUCAAUGAUUGAUAAUUUAAUUCCGACUUUUAAACUCAA